Molecule: messenger RNA, 1284 nt
Organism: Cyclopterus lumpus (lumpfish)
Lineage: Eukaryota; Metazoa; Chordata; Actinopteri; Perciformes; Cyclopteridae
Gene: hoga1
Product: 4-hydroxy-2-oxoglutarate aldolase 1
Exons: 7
Coding region: 242-1240 (332 amino acids)
Biological process (GO): N-acetylneuraminate catabolic process
Molecular function (GO): N-acetylneuraminate lyase activity; 4-hydroxy-tetrahydrodipicolinate synthase activity
Source: RefSeq, a predicted model, not a curated record
UUGUGAUCUGCUGCAGCAACGCUUCGUAAACCUGCUCAGUCCUCCAACACGUCAAUCAUUCAAGGCUGCUCAGAAAUCCCAAAUUCAAGUCAAUAUUUACAAAAGCGGGUUAUUGAUUAACCGUCCGCGUCUGCUGCAGCUGCUCAGAGUCCCAGCGCACGCGCACACACACACACACACACACACACGCACACACGCACACACGGCGAGCGAGCAGCUCGGUCACUCAGUCCGCUACACGAUGCUCCGCGUCCGGGUCUGGAGAGGUCUGGGUCCCCUGUGCCGAGGCGGUCAGCUGUCCCCGUGGAGACGGACCCAGAGCCGCACGGCAGCCGGCUCUGGGUCCGUCUCCACGGACCUCAGCGGGAUCUACCCGCCCAUCGCCACCCCGUUCACCCCCGAGGAGGACGUGGACUACGGGAAGCUGGAGGGGAACCUGCGGAAGUACGCCAAGAUCCCGUUCAGAGGUCUGGUGGUCCAGGGCUCCAACGGGGAGUACCCGUACCUGACGGAGGAGGAGCGGGUGGAGGUGGUGAAGGCGGUGAGGCGGUCGCUGCCCACUGACAAACUGCUGAUGGCCGGAUCGGGCUGUGAAUCCACGAGAGCGACGGUGCAGCUCACGGACAAGAUGGCGGCGGCCGGCGCGGACGUCGUCCUCGUGGUGACGCCGUGCUUCUACAAGGGCAAGAUGGACGGCCGCGCUCUGACCCGGCACUUCACAAAGGUGGCGGACAGCAGCCCGGUGCCGGUGGUUCUGUACAGCGUGCCGGCCAACACGGGCCUGGAGCUGCCGCUGGACGCCGUGGUGCAGCUGUCCCGGCACCCCAACAUCGUGGGCCUGAAGGACAGCGGAGGAGACAUCUCACGCAUCGGUCUGAUUGUUCACAAAACCAAAGCUCAGGAUUUCCAGGUGCUGGCGGGCUCAGCGGGCUUCCUCAUGGCCGCCUACAGCGUCGGUGCGGUUGGCGGAGUGUGUGCGCUGGCCAACGUGUUGGGCCGGGAGCUGUGUGAGCUGGAGAGCUUGUGUGUGUCCGGUCGCUGGGAGGAAGCCAGAGGCCUCCAGCAGCGCCUCAUCGAGCCCAACGCCGCCGUGACCAGGAAGUUGGGAGUCCCCGCCCUCAAGCAGGCGAUGGAGUGGUUCGGUUUCCACGGCGGCGCCUGCCGGUCGCCUCUUCAGCCGCUGACGGAGGCCGAGACUCUGCAGCUGAGGAGCGACUUCACCUCCAGCGGCUGGCUGUGAGGGGUGUGUGUGUGUGUGUGUGUGUGUGUGUGUGUGUGUGUGUG